Porites lobata is the source of this 1838-nucleotide messenger RNA. The record is from the annotation of a GenBank genome assembly. NCBI's taxonomy places the organism in Eukaryota, Metazoa, Cnidaria, Anthozoa, Scleractinia, Poritidae.
AUGCCCUCGUAUCAGAUCAGGCCACUGAUUGAUCCAUCAGUCUUAAGCCAGGAUCCUACACAGGUAAUACAAUUCAUCACUUUAGAAACGAGUCAGAAAGUGGGUCGAGUUAACUUUCACAAAGACUUCUAGGAUUGUUAUUAAAAACAGCAGAGGAAAGAUUGGCCAAUAGCUUUCGCAAAGACUUUCGGGAUUGUUACUAGGGACAGAGAAGAAGAUUGGCCAAUAGCUGACCGGCGCGACCCCAGUAACAAUCCCAGAAACAAUCGCGGGUCAAAUUUGUUCUCCAAUAAAAUUCCCUUCUCGUUUCUAAAAAGGCGAAUAACACAACUGAACACUGCUCUCUUUUCCUGAGUCGAAGGAGAGAGACUUUCGUGUGCAUUUUAUCCGCGUUUCCGAAGAAAAAUUUCCACGACUUUCGAACAAUGCCGAACAUAUUCCGGUCAUUUCUGGAGGUUGCUGAAUGAGGCUGUGUCCAGUCCCUCACACCGAUCGCGAAACUCGACAUUUCGUACCACUGACUGGAACGUUAUGGGUGGAGACUAAAUAAAAGUUUUUCACUUUAAUGGUUAAUGACAGGUCGUUCGGAAUUGUGAGACAGGAAUUGAUGUUUUCCAUCCUUCAUGAUUGUGCAGUGAACUAGUGAUAUUGGUGGCCGGCGGGUUUGUCGAGGAUUAUUCUUUCCUGUUCAAUUAAUCAGCCCUAAGAUUAUACCCCCGGUGGGGGAGGGCGGGGGAGCUACUCAACAACGUUUUAUAUGGUAAGGCAUCACCCAAUGACCUAACUCCUAACACAUUUAUCGUUGAAGGAGCUCGUCGUGUUUGUUUAGGGUUGGAGCCUCCCCAUAAAAAUUUCAAUGUCACUCAAUUCUUUGCAAAAUCCAUUUAGUAACCAAAAGUCUUACAGCAAGUCGAAUUUUCUUGAGUACCAGGCGUCCCUCGCGCCUUCUACUCUCUCGGCCUUGACUUGUGGCAAGUCUAGGACUUCAAUAACACAAUGCACCUUGUUUAUUACUAUUGUUUUAGGUUGAAAAGUAUGCCAAUGAUAGCCUAAACUGGCAUGAGGGAAUGAAAGUGAGAUGGGUGGGAGCUAUAUUAGACGCAAUGAAUGAAAUCCAGGGGAACUUGUCAAGGCUUACAACACCUUAUCUACUUGUCCAUGGUGAUGGAAAUCAAUUACUGAAGAUUGACAGUUCACAUUUCUUACAUGAGAAUUCUCCCAGUAACGACAAGACAUUUAAGGUACACGAAUGAGCUGCUUUGCUGACAGCACUGAGCGAACUAAUAGCUUCUCUGUUGGUACUUUCGACGAGUAGUUAGGGUGCUUGACGGUUUAUCAUGAGGGCAGAGAGAGGCGGUCUUAAAACGGCGUUUGUUCAUGUGGCGAUAUUGCCCUGCCCGGGGUAGGAGUUGCGGCCGCCUUGUUCUAAGCGUAAUCAUUGUGAACUUAUCCCAACAACACUUGUGAUUUGUCUUCACCCUUUUAGCCCCAGGAGUGACAAAUAUAAAUUUUCUCCAAUCAAUAUCAACACAUUUUCAAAAGGAAAAGGUUAUGAGAAUUUAUAAAAUAAUCACCAAAGAGGAAAUGCUUUCAUCUUUCAAUUUUCGUCUCCAAACGGGAGUCUAAAGAAUGAUAUGUUGUUUUCCCUCUUCGGCCAAUUUUCCUUCCCGUUGUCAUUUUUAAAUCUACUUAUUAUUUCAUUAUUAACUCAACUGCUUGUAAAACUUGCUUUGUAGGUGGACAAAAAUGGACGCCAUGAACUUUUGAAUGAGGUGGAAGAAACUGCGGGCGUGGUUUACAAGGACAUUCUAGACUUGAUCCAGCAAAAGCUACCCUGA